AUGCUGUUAGAUCCUUCUAUCAGACUUCGCAAUGCCAUUAUCAACAAUCAACUUAUAAUAGUAAGGCAUGUGCUGAAAAGGUGGCCUGAACUCCUGACUAAUAUCGAUCCCUCCAAUGGCUGGACAUCCCUUCACUAUGCUGCCUUCCACGGUCACUAUCUUUUAUGUGCCCUUCUGAUUCAAAAGGGACAUGAUAGCGAUGGUAUCCGACGGACAGCAGAUGGCGAUUCUUGUGUCCAUCUAGCGUUAAUAAAUGGUCACGAGCAAACUACUCAUCUAUUACUACAGCACUUCCCCCAGUGUGUUCAAGAUCGCAAUGCCCAGGGCCGUACACCAGCGCAUAUCGCAUGUAUGGGAGACUUCCAUCAAUGUCUAAGUUUGUUACUGCAUGUGGGUACGGAUAUUACUGUGGGCGAUGCUGAAGGUAACACCGCAUUUCAUAUUGCUACCAUUUAUGGUAGUCUGCGUUGCGCCGAGCUGCUGGUUCAGCAGGUUGCAGGCAGGCCGGAGGAAUGCGAGAAACGUAACAACGCCGGUUGGACACCAGCCGAGGUGGCAAUGACUUUUGCUGUCCAAAAUAUAUUUCUCAACUACGUUCGCGAUGCCAGUAUGCGCCAAGCUUUCCAACAGAUCACACCAGUUGUACCGUGGUCCGUUGCUACAGCUUCUUCGGAAACUACCGCAGUCACAUCGGCUCCACCAUCGCUCCUCAGCAUUUCAAUCACAAAGGUGCGCACAUAA
Molecule: messenger RNA, 741 nt
Organism: Eremothecium sinecaudum
Lineage: Eukaryota; Fungi; Ascomycota; Saccharomycetes; Saccharomycetales; Saccharomycetaceae
Gene: AVO2
Product: Avo2p
Exons: 1
Coding region: 1-741 (246 amino acids)
Molecular function (GO): protein binding
Source: RefSeq, a predicted model, not a curated record